Molecule: messenger RNA, 337 nt
Organism: Cladocopium goreaui
Lineage: Eukaryota; Dinophyceae; Suessiales; Symbiodiniaceae
Source: the annotation of a GenBank genome assembly
AUGCCUGAUAGGCCUCAUUGGUCCGGGCACGGCAGCGGUGAAUGCGGCACCGCAAACUGCCCGACCGGUGAAGCAGACGACACCCAUCCGAUUUUCUGGCCAAGAUUCGGCCAUGGAACCUCCCUGGGCUGCCUUGGCCAUCCUUUGCCCCAAUGCCUGGCUUCACAACGAGGGGGAGAACCAUGCGCAGGACUACAGCGUCUGUUUCCUGCCCAACGAUCACUCGGUGCUGCCGCGGGGCCGUCUCAGUGCUGCAGACCGCGCCUUGGCACGGAGCAGUCCCAAUGCAGACGAGGUCUUCUUAGGCUUGCGCGUGGCUGCUCUCCGAUGUGCUUUU